Molecule: messenger RNA, 1791 nt
Organism: Lepus europaeus (European hare)
Lineage: Eukaryota; Metazoa; Chordata; Mammalia; Lagomorpha; Leporidae
Gene: CSRNP3
Product: cysteine and serine rich nuclear protein 3
Exons: 4
Coding region: 31-1791 (586 amino acids)
Biological process (GO): regulation of transcription by RNA polymerase II
Cellular component (GO): nucleus
Molecular function (GO): sequence-specific DNA binding; DNA-binding transcription factor activity, RNA polymerase II-specific
Source: RefSeq, a predicted model, not a curated record
GUUACAGGUACAUGCGACAGCACUGCAGCUAUGAGUGGAAUUUUAAAGAGGAAGUUUGAAGAAGUUGACGGCUCCUCACCCUGCUCCUCUGUGCGGGAAUCGGAUGAUGAAGUUUCCAGCAGCGAAAGUGCUGACAGCGGGGACAGUGUCAAUCCAUCCACUUCUAAUCAUUUUACCCCUUCCUCCAUUCUCAAAAGGGAGAAGCGGCUGAGGACAAAGAAUGUGCAUUUUAGUUGCGUCACGGUGUACUACUUCACCAGGAGGCAAGGCUUCACGAGCGUGCCCAGUCAGGGUGGCAGCACCCUGGGGAUGUCCAGCCGCCACAACAGCGUGCGCCAGUACACGCUUGGCGAAUUUGCACGCGAGCAGGAGCGGCUGCACCGGGAGAUGCUGAGAGAACACCUCAGGGAGGAGAAAUUGAACUCUUUGAAACUAAAGAUGACUAAGAAUGGCACUGUAGAAUCUGAAGAAGCUAGCACUCUUACAGUGGAUGACAUUUCUGAUGAUGAUAUUGAUUUAGACAACACAGAAGUAGACGAGUACUUCUUCCUACAACCCCUGCCAACAAAAAAACGAAGAGCACUACUGCGAGCCUCUGGAGUGAAAAAGAUUGAUGUGGAAGAAAAGCACGAGCUGCGAGCCAUCCGCCUGUCGCGAGAGGACUGCGGCUGUGACUGCCGGGUAUUCUGUGAUCCAGAAACGUGUACCUGCAGCCUGGCAGGCAUUAAGUGCCAGGUGGAUCGUAUGUCUUUCCCGUGUGGCUGCACUAAAGAAGGAUGUAGUAACACAGCAGGUAGAAUUGAAUUUAAUCCUAUCCGUGUCCGGACUCACUUUUUGCACACAAUAAUGAAACUUGAACUGGAGAAAAACCGAGAACAGCAAAUCCCCACGCUGAACGGCUGCCACGGUGAGAUAAGUGCUCACAGUAGUUCCAUGGGCCCAGUCGCCCACUCUGUAGAAUAUUCUAUUGCAGACAAUUUUGAGAUUGAAACUGAGCCCCAGGCUGCAGUACUGCACCUGCAGUCUGCUGAGGAAUUAGAUUGCCAAGGAGAGGAGGAAGAAGAGGAGGAGGACGGGAGCAGCUUUUGCAGUGGAGUCACCGAUUCUAGCACGCAAAGUCUGGCACCUAGUGAGUCAGAUGAGGAGGAAGAGGAGGAAGAAGAGGAGGAGGAAGAAGAGGAAGAGGAUGAUGAUGACAAGGGAGACAGCUUUGUGGAAGGUCUGGGCACCCAUGCAGAGGUUGUCCCUCUUCCUUCAGUUCUUUGUUAUUCUGAUGGCACUGCUGUUCAUGAAAGCCACGCAAAAAACGCUUCUUUUUAUGCCAAUUCUUCGACUCUGUAUUACCAAAUAGAUAGCCACAUUCCAGGAACUCCUAACCAGAUCUCUGAGAACUACUCUGAAAGAGAUACUGUCAAAAAUGGUACCCUCUCGCUGGUGCCUUACACAAUGACCCCAGAGCAAUUCGUUGACUAUGCCCGUCAAGCAGAAGAGGCCUACGGGGCCUCCCACUUCCCAGCUGCCAACCCGUCUGUGAUUGUUUGCUGCUCCUCUUCUGAAAAUGAUAGCGGUGUGCCCUGUAAUAGCUUAUAUCCCGAACACAGGUCCAAUCAUCCUCAAGUGGAAUUUCACUCAUACUUGAAAGGCCCCUCCCAGGAAGGGUUUGUCUCCACGUUGAAUGGUGACAGUCACAUUUCAGAGCACCCUGCUGAAAAUUCUUUGAGCCUUGCCGAAAAGAGCAGAUUGCACGAAGAAUGCAUCAAGUCACCCGUGGUUGAGACUGUCCCUGUGUAG